AUGCCCAUCGACUUGGGGUUAUCGAGGAUUUCGCGGCUUCUCCGUCAGCUAGGAAACCCACACAAAACGUACAAGUCUGCUCAUGUAGCAGGAACCAAUGGAAAAGGCUCAACGGUGGCAUAUUUAUCGUCGGUUUUGACCUCGAGUAAAGUACGAAAUGGCCGGUUUACAUCUCCUCAUAUGGUAUACUAUAACGAUUGCGUGUGUAUAAACAACGAGAUAUACCCAAUGCCCAAGUUUGAACAAGUGAGGGCUUUGGUACGCCAGACCAAUGAUGAGUUAAAGCUCCAAUGUACAGAAUUCGAGUUGCUAACGGCUACAGCAUUCAAGAUAUUCGAGCUAGAACAAGUGGAAAUUGCAUUGAUAGAGGUGGGUUUGGGAGGACGACUAGAUGCCACCAACGUGCUAGAGGCAAAUACAGUACUGCUGCCUGGAGUGGUUGUAACUGCAAUCACCAAAAUAGCAUUCGACCAUGAGGGUUUCUUGGGAAAUACUCUAGAAAAGAUUGCGAAUGAAAAGGCUGGAAUUUUGAAGGAGAACAUUCCCUGCGUUAUUGACGGAACCAACGAGGAGCUGGUUUUAUUGACUGUUCAAUCUAAAGCAGCAUCUUUAAAUUGCAAGCUCAUAAUAGCAGGCGGUGAUAAAGACGCCGAAGAGUUGAUCAAAUUAUCGCCUUUAAAUGGGGCAUACCAAUUGAGCAAUCUCUGCGUCGCUCUCAGAGCAAUUGACAUCUUAAAGAGGUAUCUUCCCAUAGAUAAUCACACUAUUCGAGAAGGUAUUGAAAAUACAAAGUGGAUCGGAAGGUUGCAAACCGUCAAAAUUCCAGGAAAAAACCUCACGGUUCUCGUGGACGGCUCUCACAAUGAAAAUGCUGCCAUUGAGCUUGCGAAUCAUCUCGAGGUUUCUACAGAGAGAGCAAAAGGAAUCAUCUUUGUUGUCGGGUUCACCAAAGGAAAAUCCAUUGACAGUGUCUUAAAACACACCAUAACCAAAAAUGAUAUCGUAUACCCUACAUCCUUUUCGCAGCCAGAAGGAAUGCCGUGGAUAACCCCGGCAGCACCAGAAGGUAUCACAAAGGUAGCCAACAAAUACACCGACGAUUUGCAGCCAUAUGGCAAUUUAGAGGAUAUACUCAGCCGUAUUUCAGGCAUAAAGGAGAAUGGGGAUCGACGCCCAGUGGUCAUUUUUGGAAGUCUUUACUUGGUGUCGGACGUUUUGAGGCUCGUUCAAGCUAAAUGA
Meyerozyma guilliermondii ATCC 6260 is the source of this 1239-nucleotide messenger RNA. Its product is annotated as dihydrofolate synthase. Gene Ontology annotation, biological process: folic acid-containing compound biosynthetic process. The transcript has a single exon. Gene Ontology annotation, cellular component: cytoplasm; mitochondrion; cytosol. Bases 1 to 1239 code for a protein of 412 amino acids. Gene Ontology annotation, molecular function: ATP binding; tetrahydrofolylpolyglutamate synthase activity; dihydrofolate synthase activity. NCBI's taxonomy places the organism in Eukaryota, Fungi, Ascomycota, Pichiomycetes, Serinales, Debaryomycetaceae. The record is from RefSeq and is a predicted model, not a curated record.